ACGUGUUUCUCUCAAAACGCGCCACGUUGGUUCCUCUGCCGUUAUACACAACUAACUGACGGACAACACCUCGUCUGAAUCGGCAACACAACUACUGCUUUUGGAAACAAAGAAAAAAGCAUCACCUGCAUCGCCCCGUUCUUUCACAGUGAAAGCUCCUGAAAUGAAUCACUCGGCCGGAAAAACAGUUCUCCGUUGAUGAACGAAUCGGCGUCGAGCCUGGAGAACGGCCUGCUGCCGUUCGAUGUCUGCGUUAAAAUCGCUUCCUACCUUCCGGUUCUGGACGUCUGCGUUCUAAGCAGGUGCUCUCGCUACUGGAGGGAACUUUGCAGCUCCGAUUCCAUCUGGGAAUCGCUCGCCCGCCGGAGAUGGCCCUCCGCCGCUUUCCCCCGAGAUUCCUCUUCUUUGGUAACCGAAUGGUGGAGGGAGGUUUACGCCGGGAAGCACAGGGAGAUGGCCAGAAGAGCUGGCGCGGUGGUCGGAUUCGUGAAUCAAAGCUGUGGGGCUGAAUCAAUGGAAGUUGGGGAUUACGUUGAGGCAAUUGGGGAAUUGAGCUCGUUGGAGUUUGCAUUUGCAGACGUUCGAAUGUUCCUCUUCAAGCCGCACCUGUCCGUCCUUCUUAACUUGGUUGCAUUGCAUUACUCCAUCUCCUGCCUCCAACUCCCGGCAUGGGAAGUUGUGGAAGCACUGAAGGGCUGCUGGAUCUCCGAGCGGCAAGUGUGUGUAAAAUGGUGGAAGCUCGGGAGAUGGUUCUAUGGAUUCAGGAUGAUGGACGAGACUCAUUCUCGCCGCCUCACUCUUGCAGAUCUCCCUACCAAGAAGGGUAUGGAGGUUCUAGGGGUCCUCCACAGAGGUGCCAUUCACGAGGUUUUACGCGUCGUGAUCUGUGUCUCCUCCGGCGGUACUUCUUCCAGUCCAUGGCCUCAUUCAAGCACACAAAGUGAUUGAACGCUAGAAUCGCGGUGGCCAUGGCUGCUGCUGGAUGGUUGGCUCGAAUUCUGCUCUAUACUUCACCAUGUUGCACUUUUGCAGUUCCAAACUCUUAAUCUGUACAUGGCAACAGACAGCUAAAGAUGGUGUGUAUUUUCUAAAUCACAAUGCACAACCACCUCUUAUUCUCUUCAAUGGCACCAUCGCCUCUCUAUUCAGAUUCACUGUGCAACUCGAAAUUACAUUUUGUUCCCCAAUAAGUUGAACUCAUUCUGAUGAGGCCACUCCAAGAAAGUGAGCUAAGCUGGGAUACUUAGGUUCCCAUGAGAGCACCUGGCGCGUUCUCGAGCUGUUUAGUUUCUUACCAAGAGGGUCACUUGUUCCAGUAAAGCCCUCAAAUUUCUUGCUAAACUUGCCACUUUUAGCAACCAGGUCCAUCACUUCCUGCCU
Molecule: messenger RNA, 1380 nt
Organism: Linum tenue
Lineage: Eukaryota; Viridiplantae; Streptophyta; Magnoliopsida; Malpighiales; Linaceae
Source: the annotation of a GenBank genome assembly